Penicillium atrosanguineum is the source of this 4701-nucleotide messenger RNA. Its product is annotated as ubiquitin-binding serine/threonine protein kinase VPS15. The transcript has 3 exons. Bases 1 to 4701 code for a protein of 1566 amino acids. Gene Ontology annotation, biological process: macroautophagy; late endosome to vacuole transport; protein targeting to vacuole. Gene Ontology annotation, cellular component: phosphatidylinositol 3-kinase complex, class III, type II; late endosome; phosphatidylinositol 3-kinase complex, class III, type I. Gene Ontology annotation, molecular function: ATP binding; protein binding; protein serine/threonine kinase activity. The record is from RefSeq and is a predicted model, not a curated record. Lineage: Eukaryota; Fungi; Ascomycota; Eurotiomycetes; Eurotiales; Aspergillaceae.
AUGGGCCAAGGUUACUCCCUCACUACCCUGUCCGCGGGGUCAGCAGGGAUCGAUGUGCCCGAACUUUCAGAUCUGGUGUAUGAGAAGUCCAUGGGUGGAGGCCGGUUUAUGAAGAGCAUCCGCGCGCGACAACAGAAUGGCUUGGUCUUCGUGAAGGUCAUUAUGAAACCAUACCCGUCGAUGCAACUGGAGCAAUACGUGAAAUCCAUAAUCAGGGAACGCAAGCUCCUGUCGGACGUGCCCAAUGCAUUGAGCUACGAGAGGAUUCUAGAGACCGGUACUAGUGGUUAUCUAGUUCGCCAGUAUAUCCACAGCUCUUUGUACGAUCGGAUGAGCACUCGACCAUUUUUAGAGGAGAUUGAAAAGAAAUGGAUCGCAUUCCAACUUUUGUGUGCACUGCGUGACUGCCAUUCACUGGACAUCUUCCAUGGUGAUAUAAAGACCGAAAACGUUCUUGUCACGUCAUGGAACUGGCUAUAUCUCUCCGACUUUUCUUCAUCAUUUAAGCCUACUUUUCUACCAGAAGAUAACCCAGCCGAUUUCUCCUUCUAUUUCGAUAUCUCAGGACGACGUACAUGCUACCUAGCGCCAGAGCGAUUUCUUGAAGCUGGAGAAGAGCCUGGAAACCGUCAUGUCAACUGGGCGAUGGAUAUUUUCAGUGCCGGCUGCGUGAUUGCAGAACUCUUUCUCGAGUCGCCGAUUUUCACACUCAGUCAGAUGUACAAAUAUCGCAAGGGCGAAUACAGUCCGGAGCACAGCCAGUUGGCGAAGAUUGAAGACCCGGAGAUCCGGGAGCUGAUCUUGCACAUGAUUCAGUUGGACCCAGAAUCUAGAUAUUCUGCUGAGGAGUAUCUGAAUUUCUGGAAGAACAAAGCUUUCCCCGAAUACUUUUACAGCUUUCUUCAUCAAUAUAUGUCCCUCAUGACGGAUCCAUCAUCAGGGAGAACGAAGGUGGACGCUGAAUCCACCAACCGAGGUGAAACGGACGAUAGAAUUGAGCGAGUCUGCUUCGACUUUGACAAAAUAACCUAUUUCCUUGGCUCGACAUCCCGAGGCUCUCGAGAAGCAUCUCAGGCCAGUGACUCCCGACUCACUGGAGACAUUCUUCCGGUAAAACUCGACCUACCUAAUGGUGGAAACCAGAUGCCGGGGCUGUCAUCACAGUCAGACGACGGCGUUUUGAUCUUUUUAACACUGGUUGUAUCAAAUCUUCGGACCACAGCGAAGGCUUCGGCUCGAAUGAAAGCCUGCGAUAUUCUCCUAGCCUUUGCGGAACGGUUAUCGGACGAGGCAAAGCUCGAUCGCGUUCUCCCUUACAUUAUGAUUCUAUUAGCGGACCGGAUAGAUGCCGUCAAGGUCGCCGCAAUUCGCACACUAGCCCAAUUACUGGACAUGGUUCAUGUGGUUUCUCCGCUAAACGCCUAUCUUUUCCCCGAAUACAUCUUCCCGAGGCUUCAAUCAUUCGUCAUCUCGUCCAAACACAAUCCGAGCCCAUUGGUCCGUGCGGCAUAUGCCUCAUGCAUUGCAUCCCUAGCACAGUCAUCUCUCCGGUUCUUAGACAUGAUCCAAGCAUUGCGUUCCGAUUCGCGUUUGACGGCGCUGAUUCCUGCCGGCUUAGAAUCACAAUGGACUGAGGAUGCCACAUAUCGUACUCUUUAUGAUAUUGCUAAGGGUGAUCUACUAGCGUAUUUUGAGGUUCACACCAAAGCUCUUCUCACAGAUACGGAUGCUUCCGUUCGUCGAGCCUUCCUAGGAUCCGUGUCCAGUCUCUGUGUGUUUUUUGGCAACAUCAAAACAAACGAGGUCAUCUUGAGCCAUCUGAACACGUACCUAAAUGAUCGGGACUGGAUCUUGAAAUGUGCUUUCUUCGAAGCUGUGGUUGGUGUCGCUGCAUACGUCGGAAGCAUCAGCCUGGAGCAGUACAUUCUUCCUCUAAUGCUCCAAUCUAUGACUGAGCCCGAAGAGUUCGUCGUGGAAAAGGUGAUUCGCUCCCUUGCAGCCAUGGCUGACCUUGGACUUUUCCAACGGUCUACGACUUGGAAUCUACUCUUUAUCACUGUCAACUUCUUAGUGCACCCAAACAUCUGGAUCAGGGAGGCUACUGUGAAUUUUGUGGUCAAGACCACCAAGUUUAUGUCAAAAGCGGACAUCUUUUCGAUUCUGACGCCUCUCAUCCGACCUUUCCUGAAAGUCAAGAUCAUUAACUUUUCCGAGGCGGAUCUUCUAGAUGCCCUUAAACGACCAAUGCCCAGAAACAUCUAUGACAUGGCUUUUCUUUGGGCAAUAAAAGCCGACAGAGGGCUCUUCUGGGACCCGUCGAGCUCCCAGGGAGCAUUCAGUCUUCCGGAGCCGGGCAGUCAUAGUUCUGGUAUGGGACUAACUCCCGUUUCCCUACUAGGCGCUCAGAAGAACGACGAAGAUGAGCAAUGGCUCUCCAAACUGCGGAACCUCGGCAUGAGCCCAGAAGAUGAGCUCAAGCUUUUUGCACUCCGAGACUACAUUUCUGGAGUCUCGCUUCGCCAAUCAAGAGAUCUCGAUACCGGUCCAUCUAUGCCGUUGAACGAUAUUAUCAGUCUAUCGCAGCAUGGGGUCACGCCUCAAACAGUUUUCUUCGACAAGAAUCUGAAUGAAAGGCCACGAGACUCUCCUGUACAUCGAACUGAAGGUCAUGUUGUUGAUGAUAAUAAGCCGAAAACGAUCGCGGAUGCGCUACUCGAUGCCUCCACAACAAUCGAGCGAGGCCCGGGCGCUCAUCGCAAACAUGCUAGAGCUAGAAGCCAACUUCAUAAAGAAUUGGAGAUCCCACGUCCAGGUCGCCUUGAUCACAUUGGGGUCGAUUCUUCGUCUGCAUCUCCUGCUGCAUCGUCCCCUGCUGGUCCUGGAUCUCGCCCAAUGUCUCCCCGGGGCUCUGAUGUUGAUCAGGAUCGUGUUCCUGCCAGUCACCUGUUGAGCUCCGGUCAAGAUAGCUUGUCAACAACCCCCACCAAUACCGAUAAUCUUUCUCUCAGAGGCGACAAAGUCCAUCGAAAGUCAAGCGCAAUCAACCUCCUCGGUCGCAACGAGCCUACCAAGACAUACGCGGAAACCGGCACAAGCUCGGCGAAUGCGUUUGGAAAGGUGGAUGCACCCAUGCAUCGUGGAGGGACUCCUCAACCAUCGCCUCUCUCUCAGGCUUACGAACGCAAGUUGGUCCAGGCGCCCGCGCGGCGAUAUCAUGCCAAUCAUUCAUACGCAGGUGAUGAUCCCGCGGUUUUACAGCUACUGGAUAACGUUUUUGCGGAGAACUACCCGACCGACCUAUUUGACUUGGGCCCGUAUGUCAAGGAGCUGGAUCCUCGACUGCCAAUCCGCCAACCUAAUAGCCAAGAUCCCACGAAGAUGUGGAGGCCGGAAGGACAUCUGGUAGCCACCUUUGGUGAGCAUAGCGGCCCGGUGAACCGUAUUGCUGUGGCCCCGGACCAUUCUUUCUUUGUUACAGCAUCCGAUGAUAGCACCGUCAAGAUCUGGGAUACGACUCGGCUUGAGCGAAAUUUGACCCCUCGCUCCCGCCAGACCCAUCGUCAUGCUUCUGGGGCACGGGUGAAGGCAUUGACGUUUGUCGAGAAUACGUACACUUUCAUCAGCGGUGCUACCGAUGGGAGCAUUCAUGCAGUCCGAGUUGACUACCAAAAGGUCAACGAAACUGCCCGGUAUGGAAAACUCCAAAUCGUGCGGGAAUACCAGCUCCCGACUGCCGAGAACGGAUUGCCCGAAUAUGCUGUCUGGGUGGAACACUUCCGGGAUGAGGGCCAGUCAACGCUACUGGUUGCCACCAAUACCUGCCGAAUCAUCGCGCUGGACAUGAAAACCAUGAUGCCCAUCUACACCCUUGAAAACCCAGUCCACCACGGAAUUCCAACCACCUUUUGUUGUGACCGUCGGCACACAUGGCUGCUGGUAGGAACGACUCAUGGUAUCAUGGAUCUUUGGGAUCUCCGUUUCCGUGUACGAUUGAGGGCAUGGGGCCUUCCAGGCUGGGGGUAUGUCCACCGAAUCCAGCUGCACCCGCUUAAGCCAAGAGGACGCUGGGUCUGCGUGUCCAGUGGCGGCUCCCGCGGUAAUCAAAUCACCGCGUGGGAUAUUGAGAAAUUCCGCUGUCGCGAGGUCUAUCAGAUGGCACCACAGAGUCUCAACGACGUCACUUCUGGUGCCGCACAGCGGGGCUCCUCUCGACCUGUCGCUCCUCGUGGACAACGUCUCAAUGUCAAAGAUUUCGAGGCAUGGUCCGUUGAUGAUGAUCGACCGGAGGGUAUGCUUCGACGAUUUGCCAACGCUCCCGCUGCGGCUGGAAUGGGCGCUAUCCCCGAAAGCAACGGCUCCGCGGCUCCUAACCACUCAUCCGGUGAUCAGCUCGGGACAUGGGCAUUUGCCGCUGGUCUCAACCCUCCGGACGACGUUAAAGCGAACAGCAGCAAAUGCGGGUUCAUUAUCUCGGCGGGAUGCGACCGGAAAAUUCGAUUCUGGGACCUUGCACGCCCAGAGGCCAGCAUGAUCGUCAGUGGUGGAGACUCAAUAGGCAAGCCGACCUACGAAAUGGCAUCGAUUGCAGCCAACAUCCAAGUCACCCUGGAACACCAGCCUUCGACUCCAGCCACCACUAGCAAUGCUGGUAACGCCAAGAAGGGUACCAGUCCACGCCCCCCCUCGCAGUACUGUCAUUAG